Messenger RNA from Nipponia nippon (crested ibis), 1176 nucleotides. RefSeq names its product queuine tRNA-ribosyltransferase accessory subunit 2 (gene QTRT2). The record is from RefSeq and is a predicted model, not a curated record. Lineage: Eukaryota; Metazoa; Chordata; Aves; Pelecaniformes; Threskiornithidae.
UGCCGCCCCUACCCGCGGCCCGCCUCGCCGCCCCCCCUCCCCCACGACACCCUGCAGGCCGUCGGCGGCGUCCCCGCCGUGGCCCAGCUCUCCCUGCCCGCCCUGGCAGAACUUCAUGAUGUCCUGGAAGAAUAUAAAGAAGGAGCUGCAAAAUUUAUAGGUAUGCCAGAUGCUGUGCUGUACUGCUCCCUUCAUGACCCGGUCGCUCCCCGUCCAUCUGGCUACAACACUAACAAGACAGUGUCCCUGUGGGGAAACUCGGGACGCAUGGAAAUGACAGCUUCCAAGUUCAUGGACAUACAGCGGGCCAUCCAGCCAGACUGGUUCCAGUGCAUCUCUGAUGGAGACACCAUUUCUGGGGAAGCUGGUAGAAAAAGGGCCAAGAAGUCUGUGGAUAGGUCACUUUCCUUCCUGGAUGUAUGCCUUCAGCUGCUAGAAAAAUCACCGGAACUACAAGGAACUGUAAUGUUUGGGGCAAUUGAAGGUGGAGAUAUCUUGGAAGAGAGGCUCAGAUCAGCCAGGGAGACUGCCAAGCGACCUGUGGGUGGCUUUCUGCUAGAUGGCUUCCAGGGAUGUGCCAUGGCCAAGGAGACCAAGUUGAAACUGAUAGCUUCUGUCACAGCAGAGCUGCCAGAGGAUAAACCAAGAAUCAUUCAUGGUGUCGGCAAACCAGAUGAGGUGCUUGAGUGCAUUGAAAGGGGAGUGGACAUUUUUGAGAGCUUCUUUCCCUUCCAAGUGACAGAGCGAGGCUGUGCGUUGGUUUUCAGUUAUGACUGCUAUCCAGAUCCUGAAGCAGCAGCUUUAAACCAAAAUGGGGCCCAGGACCUGGAGAAGAAUGGUGCUGAAGAUCAGGAUGAAAUCUGCAAAGCUGACCCAGAAAUGACACCAUUUGAGAUAUUUCUGAAGGACAAAAGAUACCAAGAUGAUUUUGGUCCUUUGCUGGAAGGAUGCAGCUGUUACUGUUGUCAGAGGCAUACUCGCGCCUACGUCCAUCACCUCCUCGUGACCAAUGAGCUGUUGGCCGGCGUCCUGCUCAUGAUGCACAACUUCCAGCACUACUUCAGUUUCUUCAGUGCCAUACGGGGUGCCUUAAGAGACGAUAAACUGGAUCAGCUGAAAAAGCUUGUCUUCAGGCAGGCGCUUCAAGGCUCAGCAAAUGCGAAGCCAGGCCAGUGA